GCCAGGUGAGGGGAGUGGGGUUCUGGGCCGAUAGAGUUGGGUCCUCAUCCAGCUUCUCAGGCGGUUUUCACUGGGCAGGAAGGUGUCCAGAGACUGUGCCGAACCACCGCCUCCCCAGUGGUUCCGACGACGCGUGAGUUUUACACAUCUAUAAGUAGACUUUUGGAGCUCUGGCAGCCAACUCAAUGGCGUCUUCUACUACUGUGCCUCUAGGAUUUCACUAUGAAACAAAGUAUGUUGUUCUCAGCUACUUGGGACUCCUCUCUCAGGAGAAGCUACAAGAGCAACAUCUUUCCACGCCCCAAGCUUCACAACCUCUGGAUCAAGAAGUUUUAUUAAAAGUUAAAAGUGAAAUUGAAGAAGAGCUAGAAUCUCUGGACAAAGAAAUUUCUGAAGCAUUCACCAGCACAGGCUUUGACCGUCAUACUUCUCCUGUGUUCAGCCCUGCUAACCCAGAGAGCUCCGUGGAAGAUUGCUUGGCUCAUCUUGGAGAAAAAGUAUCACAGGAACUGAAAGAGCCUCUACAAAAGGCGUUGCAGUUGCUCCUCGGCCAACUUUUAAAAAAAAAUCUCUACAGGCCAGUGACAUAUCAGGCAUAUCGGGAAUGUACACUGGAGACCACAGUUCAUGCCAGCGGCUGGAAUAAGAUUUUGGUGCCUCUGAUUUUGCUACAACAAAUGCUUUUGGAGUUGACAAGACGUGGUCAAGAGCCUCUGAGUGCGUUGCUGCAGUUUGGUGUGACUUAUCUGGAGGACUAUGCAGCAGAGUACAUCAUUCAGCAAGGUGGCUGGGGCACUGUCUUUAACCUUGAAUCAGAGGAGGAGGAAUACCCUGGCAUCGUUGCAGAAGAUAGCAAUGACAUUUAUAUCCUGCCCAGUGACAACUCUGGACAAAUCAGUCCUCCAGAGUCUCCUACUGUGACCACUUCGUGGCAGUCAGAGAGCUUACCUGUUUCACUGUCAGCCAGCCAGAGUUGGCACACAGAAAGCCUCCCGGUGUCCCUAGGUCCUGAGUCCUGGCAGCAGAUUGCAAUGGAUCCUGAAGAAGUCAAAAGCUUAGACAGCAACGGGGCUGGAGAGAAAAGUGAGAACAACUCUUCUAAUUCUGACAUUGUGCAUGUGGAGAAAGAAGAAAUUCCUGAAGGUGUGGGAGAGGCUGCUGUGGCUCCUGCCAUCUUGCCGACCAAGGAGCUGCGGGAGGCGCUGCCCGAAGCACCAGCUCCCUUGCUUCCGCAUAUCACUGCCACUUCCUUGCUGGAGAUGAGGGAACCCGACACAGAAGGAAUGACGGGGGAGAAAGUCAGUCCUGCUACGUCUUUGUUCGUGGAACUUGAUGAGGAAGAGAACUUGAUGAAGUCAAAAGCAGCAACAGUUGAAUCUGUUGAACUGGAAGAGAAGUUCCCUGCACUGGAACCCACUGCAACACUGCUGAGUGAAGAGGAGAUGCAUGUGAGGAGAGAGGGUCUUCGAGAAGGCCCCUCCCGUGCUGGAGAAGACAAGGCCAUGCCACUGUCUGAGGGCAAGUCUAUACUGCUGUUCGGAGGGGCCGCCGCCAUUGCCAUCCUGGCAGUGGCAGUUGGGGUAGCACUGGCUCUGAGAAAGAAAUAGCAGGUUUUUCAGAAGAGAAAGAAGACAAAAAAGAUGGGAGGUUUUAGCAGUACUGACUGAAUUUGAACCGCCAACAGCUGAUUUGGACAUUUGUGGAACACUCUGGGAUAAUGGGGGACUUCUGCUCAAAAAGGCAGUAAAUUGAUCCACAUAGUAGGGCUUCAGGUAGAGGGCAUUCGCGUUUGUCUGAUUGUGAGUUCCAAGGGCCUUGACUCCUGCUAAAUUUGGAAUCUUCUGCGUCAAGCACUCCCCCUUGGCAUUAAUAGCAUCAUGACUAAGUCUUUGUUGUAGGAGAGGCCGUCCUGUGCACCGUAGGGCGUGUAGCAGCAUCCCUGGCCUCUGCCUACUCAGUACAAGUAGCACCCUUGUCCCAGGUGUGACAUUGCCAGAAGUCCUGCGGGGGGAGGGGGGGCAGAAUUGUUCCCGUGGAGAGCCACAGCUCUAGAGGGAAAGGGAAGAGCUGGGAUAGAAAUUCCCAGUCAGGAGGGCUUACUGUGUGCUCCUCAGCUACUGAUUUGUUCCUGCCCUUGGAAAUUCAUCUUUCCGGUGAACAUGCUGUGUUUUGCAGCCAUUCCUUUGUGGCUCUUCUUUUCUUCCCCCCUUCUUAGUCCUGUCGUGUGAGGGUGCUCUCCCCUUAUGUCUCGGCCGCCUCUCAGGUACUUCACUGCUCCUCUUCACCCCCAGGUUCUUUAUAAGGCCCCACGGGAGAGUGCUUGCUGUGUGCCCAGUAAGUCCCUGAUGCUUCCUCCAGCUCUACCCUGUAAAGAUGUUGCCUUUAGUCAUCUUAAAAAAAAUAAAUAUAAAAGAGACCUAGGGUUCCGUGCCUGUGAAUGCAAGGGCAAGUAACUGGCUAAAGAGUGAUAUUUGUCUCAUUUACAAGCAGGAGGAUGACUCAGAUGGCCUACUGAGGUCUCUUCUGGCCCUUCUGGCCACCCUUCUGAGCUUACGAUUAUUUGCUGGCAGCAUCUCUGUUGCUGGAUGGUCGCUUUGUAUAAUCUGGGCUGUGUGUUUUCCCUUUAUCUGGCCUCAGGCUUCUUACUGGUCAACCAGCUUCUCUGCGAUCUCUUGCCAUGUGAUAAGGAUUUUCAUACUUGGGCUUACAGACCAAUUGAAUCAUAACUCUUAUUAAAUUUAAAUACAGAAAGUCUCCCUAAAUACCAUUGAAAUAAAAAGUAAGAAAAGAGAAGCUUGAAUUUCUUGAGGCUACCCUUGAGAUUCUAGUCUGCUUUCAGAGUUCAAGAAUAAGACUUCUUCACUGAACUCUUUACAGUCCAAAUGCCAGAGUGAUAAACCAAAAUGACUCUAUCCAGUAUGUGCUAGUUGAGAAUCAGCAUAACUUUCUUUCAUCUGGCUGAUCCCAUCCCUAAAGGGGGGUGGGCCUGUGUCUUUCCACGCAUGGGGACCAGUGUCACUGUGCAGGACACACAUGCUUGAUACAGGUCAUCUCAGAUUUACCUUAGUAAAUGUAACAAAUUACUUUUUAGAUCCUGAAAUUUGUAAUAAAAUUACUUUACUAUCCUGAUCACCAAAACUUGAUGUUUUAAAUGUGCUUUCUUUUUUAAGUUUAUUUUUUAAAAUGAAAUCUUCUCCCUAAAGCAAUACUAUUUAAAAGUUGGUCGAGGAAAGGUCUGAAGUGUUUGUUCAGCUUUAUCAUGCAGUGUGUCUUUAUGUUCUGAGUUUUAGUGUCUUAGGGAGUGAUAUUUUUAAGGGUUUUGGUGCACUUUGAGUAGGAUAGCUAGAGGUUGGGGGGAAUGGGAUUAAUGUAGUAAAGAUUGUUUUCCUCCUUGGACUCUGACAGUUGGCUCUGACAUUGGGUUACUCUGUAUUCUAAUUGCUACUUUUGUGUUUGCGUAGGGUAAGAGCAAACUGGUGAGUUAUCUUGAUUUUUUUUCUCUUUUAUAAUAUUUUCCUUCCAGUGUUCACAUUUUUAAACUCUGGAUCCUCAAACCCAUUGGCUAAGACGCAUUUAAGGACUAAUAGAAGCCAGGUUUAUUUUGGAGCUACUAGAAGGCGAUCUGUGGCUUAGGAUAUUUGGGUCUGUGUUCCGAAAAGGAUCCUCGGAGGUGUGGGAGGAAGCUGCCUUGUGCCGGUUUAUCUUCCCAUCUGUUGAACAUUAACCCACAGUGAUCUGGCCCCUUGUGUCUUCCUGGGUAAUGGUUGAUAUUCUUUUCCACUGGCUUUCCGGACAGUGAAUCCUCGUUAGUUCCUGAGUAAUAGGACAUGUCGGUGUCCCCAUUCCUUCUUCACUUCCUUAUCCUUUGCCUCUGGCAGUGGAAGGGAAUACCCUAAUAAGGACUGCUUCUUAACAGCAGCUCCUAUUUUUUGGUAUGAAAAAAAAAAUUAUUUCUCAACCACCCAGCUCCCUCUUUUUUGGUGGGGCUGGUAGUAGGCCGUUUCUUCUCCCCCUCCUAACUUAUAUUGCAUUUGAAUCUAAGGUAAAAGGCAGAUUCAGAAUAAAUCCAACUUGCUUAUGGAGCUCAAAUGUAGAACUAAACAUGUCACCAUUUAUCAUUCCUCAUUCUUUGAACUAUUCAGGAAAAGUUUGUGUAAGUCCUCUAGAAUUCUUCUUUAAUUGCUUUAUUGAAUGUAAUGAUUUCUUAAAACUUGGCAAAAAGCCAGUGAAGAUUUCUUGAGAAAAAUACCAGAAUUAAAGAAUGCUAUUUUAUCCUCUCUGUAUGAAAAUAAUAAUUCUGGACCCAAAGAAAUCUGUAUCUACAGUGUGCCUUAGGGGGACUCUUGUGGUCAUCACUGUCCUCUAGAAGGCUUGCCAGAAACCGAAAAGCAAGUGUUGGCCAUCUGGUUCACACAUUGACCACACGAAGGCACCCUGGAUACCUCCCCUCACCUGCGUUUCUGUACCAUCUCUUCUAUCAAAUGCAGCUGCUCCCUGGGUUUGUCCUGGGGGAUAAACAGUGAGCCCAGAGACGGGGUUUUUUGAACCACAGCUACCAUUAAUUUCUCGUGGAAAUUAAUGUCCGCAGCCUUUGUGCUAAUUCUAAUAAUAAUAUAAAAGUAAUGCCUGUUCCUUGCCUUUUUUCCCUAAAGGCAUGACGUGGACAGGUGUCAUAACCACAGAAUUUUGAAAUUAUUUUAAGAGAUGCUUUAUAGAAAUAAAAGGUAUUCUAGGUAAGAUUUUGUCCUUUCUUUUAAUUUCUGAGGUCUUUUUAUACAAAUUUAUCUUUCAAAGAACUUGAGGUGGUGAUGUUUCAUAGAGAGCCUGUCGACUCUUUGGUUACUUUAUAGAAACAGUUUCUGGCCUCUGAACCAACUUCCUCACAAGCAUGACAGUAGUCCCCUUGUCUGCAGCCUCAUUUCCUGUGGCUCAGUGACCUGUGGUCUGCCACGGUCCAGAAGCAGAUGGUCCUCUUUCUGAUGGAUCCUCAGGUCAGCAGUAGCCUAAUGCCUUGCUGCAGCGUCUGCUCAUUCCCCUCCUGUCAUCUCAGAGCACAGGCACCUUCGCAUCUUAAAUCGUGAGAAGGAUGAGUAUCAGUACAGUAAAAUAUUCUGAGAGGGAGAGACCACAUUCCCUAACUCAUUACAGUAUAUAAUUGCUCCAUUUUGUUGUUUUAAUCUCUACUGUGCCUAAUUUAUAAAUUAAACUUUACCACAGGGAUGUACAUAUAGGAAAAAUCAUAUAUAGGGCUCAGUACGAUCCGCAGUUUCAGGCAUUCACUGGCGAGGAUAAGGGGGCACUACCCUAUCUCAUUUAAAGCCUCAGCAACACAGUACCAGAAGGUUUCCUCUCUGGAGGAAUGAGAUCUGCCAUUAGUGAUAACCUCCUCCUGUUACACCAUUCAUCACUUAGGGGGUUCAACUGUCAGUUGGUUUGGGUUUAGGGUGCAUAUUUUUUCCAUAUUAGAGUGUCCUUUUCCUUAAAAAGCAUGGGUCAUUUUAACAAAUAGUAGUUGAACAUUCAGCUUGCUGGAGAUUGUUCUGGAGCGCCCUCACAUACCUUAGUCCAUCUUCACAGUUGUAAUUCAUAUUCAUAUUCCUUAUCCCCAGUUUACAGAGUGAGGAAACCUCAGAGUUUAAUGACAUUUCAAAGGUCUUCUAGCAUAGGAGAGGCAAAGGCAAAGGUGUGAAAUUUUCUGACUCCAAGUCUAGUGCUUUUCUCAGUUUUUACCAUUUUUGUGACCCUGCCAAACAGGAUUGGAAGGCUCCCUACAAAUGGUUGUGCCAUUCAUACACUGCACUAGGGCGGCCAAGCUGACCAGACUGAAGGGAGAUUUUUCUUUAUUGUACAAUGGUUCUAUAUGGUCUAGUCCUACGUACUGAGCAUGUUCGAAGGCUAUGUCCAGAGUUAUUCCCAACUUCUGAUUAUACCAGAUGUUUUCCUCUUAGAUGCCUUAUGGGUAAAGAAUUAGUAGUUACUGCUGGUACAGAUUUUUCAUUAGGUUUUUCAGUUAAUAUGUCAGAUAUUAUGUCUUUCUGCUUGUAAACGAGGGUAAAGCAGUCUGACACAGGAAUCUUCAAAUGAUCUGAAGGCAGCACCUUGACACUUUCUCUCCCCUAGUCUGUUUUCCUUUUCCCCGCCUGUGCCAUGAGUUGUGAAGUGGGGGAUACCUCUGGGCGUUGCUUGGCCUCCCAACACCCAGGAGGUCACCAACUCAGAAGGGCUGGCCAGGCACCACCACAGGUCCAUCUUGCUCAGAAGCUGACACUAGGUGACUUUCCAGGGAAAAUCUGUUCUAUUCCACAGCACACUGGGAAAUGUAAAGUUAAUAGUAGCCUUGACUGUAGAACACCCAUUUCUUAAAAUUCAGCCACUAUUUCUUAGUUACCUCAUUUAUAUAGCUCCAUAGAGUAGAAACGGUCAUGUAACUAAAAUAUUAAUACAUCCUGUCUUCCCUUUAUUUACACAAGACUAUUUAGCCUCUGCCUGGCAUGCCAUGUUCCUGCAAAUUAAAACCAAUAGGGUUCUCUACAUGUUUAUGUUUACAGUGCAAUAGCUCUCGCCAGGCAGCUGCUCCAGUCGUAAGCUCAGGUUGGAAAUGUUCUCAGGGAUAUUUGCAAGGCCUUGUAAUAAGUUAAAAAGUACCAGCUGGCUUAAGGUGAUCCUUGCCCCCCUUCUCACCUUCUUAGGGGACAUUUUAUAGUAAUCUUGUUCAGUGAGUGUUUUUUGCACCACUAGGAGAAACUGGUUAAUUGGUGUAUUAUGAUGAACAAAAGUUUUGACAUUUUACUAAGUUUGCUCCAGGAAUAAAAGGAAGUUGAAUUACAAUCUUUCCUAUUAGAGUCUGGAAUAACUUGGUUCCUGAUUUCUAGCAAGACAAUCGUAUUACAUAGAUUGGUCCUUGGCCAGCACCAAAGGAAAAGAUAGAAUUUUUUUCCUACACCCGUGUUUUUCCUGCCUAGUCUUCCAUUUCUCUUUUCCUUCACAUUAAAAGUGCCUCUUCCUACCUUGUUCCUUGACCGAAUUAAAUUUGUUAUUGGUUUUAAUGCUCUCAUCUCCUCAAAAUUACUGGAAAUAAAUGGUAAUUUUGGUAAUUAAUAUGAGCAUUUCACUUAAGUGCAUGUAUUUCCUUUUUCUGUGUGAACGUCCAUUAGCUCUCCUCACUAACAGCUCUGAUCUGCUCAGUUUAUUUAUGUGGGUUAUUCUAGCUCCUCCUUUUCCCUCCUGUUAAUCUGCCUUUUGGCCAGUCUACUCUUCAUCAGGGAAAGGGAAUAAAAUUCAAAUCUAUGAAUUGUGCUUCCGGUUAGAAGCAGUGUGUUGGGGAGAACACGUUGGAAGUUGAAAUAAAGUGAGAUCUGAAGA
Ailuropoda melanoleuca (giant panda) is the source of this 7362-nucleotide messenger RNA. RefSeq names its product BCL2 like 13 (gene BCL2L13). Gene Ontology annotation, biological process: regulation of apoptotic process; apoptotic process. The transcript is spliced from 7 exons. The record is from RefSeq and is a predicted model, not a curated record. Gene Ontology annotation, cellular component: membrane; mitochondrion. Lineage: Eukaryota; Metazoa; Chordata; Mammalia; Carnivora; Ursidae. The coding region runs from base 186 to 1607 and encodes 473 amino acids.